Erythranthe guttata (spotted monkey flower) is the source of this 375-nucleotide messenger RNA. The record is from RefSeq and is a predicted model, not a curated record. NCBI's taxonomy places the organism in Eukaryota, Viridiplantae, Streptophyta, Magnoliopsida, Lamiales, Phrymaceae.
AUGGGUGGUGGUGGAAUGAUGAAGAGGGAGCUGCUGCCAGUGAAGGUGGUGAUAAUCAACACACAGUACGUGGAAACCGAUGCAGUUAGCUUCAAAUCUGUAGUUCAAAGCCUCACCGGAAAAGACACUGCCGCCGCAGAGAAGCCGAAGUUGAAAUCAAGAAGUAGUUGCGCCUCGGCGUUUAAUUAUAAUAUUAAUAAUGCGAUUGAAAGGGUUCUGGAACGAGGACUAGGAGUGUCGUUCAAAUAUUUUGAUAGGAUGCUUAAGGAGUUGCCUUCGCUUGAUAUGAAUUUGUUAAGGUAUAUCUCAGGACCAUCUAGCACGUGGGCAGUGAUCCACUUUGCUCUCCCAGCUCCUUCUACCUCAACUACUUAA